Molecule: messenger RNA, 1965 nt
Organism: Cornus florida
Lineage: Eukaryota; Viridiplantae; Streptophyta; Magnoliopsida; Cornales; Cornaceae
Exons: 3
Coding region: 467-1411 (314 amino acids)
Source: RefSeq, a predicted model, not a curated record
UUCUUCAUCCUUUGGGUUGCAGAAAUCAAAAUUGAUCUCUUUCCUCAUUCUCACCCAUUUGGAUCACCAAAAUACCAAUUCAAACACCAAAAAUUCAGUACAAUUUCAGCAAAUUUAUGGAUUUAUAUGGUGUUUCUUUUUUAAUUCUUUGAAUAAAAUCGAAUGAUUCAGUCUAUUUCAUUCAUUUUUUCGUGUUAAUUAUACAUAAUUAAAGAAUAUAAUUUGAUUCAUACGACUCUGUUCUUUACAUUAUAGCUAAUAAAAUCGAACAAUUUGAUUGUUUUGUAUACAAAUACAAUUACAGGAGUUGAGUUCAAUUAGGGUUUAUAAAUCUAGCGUUUUCGAGAAUGGGGGAUUUUUGCUAUUGUUUCGUGUUGAAAAGAUGGUGAAUUUUGAACAUUGAUUGUCUGGGUUCUUCUUGUGAUCGGACGGUGGAGGUGAGAUUGGGAAUUUUUGGGUGUUUGUUAUGGAUUGUCGAGUUUGUUCGGCGAGCGGAGACUUGUGGUUGAGAGUGGCCGGCGGUGGUGGAGGUGGUCAAUAUAUGGCUCAGAGAGGUGGUUUCAGCCAUGAGAGCGAGCAUGACUUGGCUGUUAUGGUCAGUGAUUUUUUGGAGAAUGAAAGUGCUGGUGCCGAAUCGUGGUGUAGCAGCGACAGCGAUUCCGGGUUUUGCGACCUUGCUCAUCUAGCCAACAAGAUUUCGUAUAACAAGCUCUCCAUGGAUCAGCAUGAGAGUGAGGUGGUGUCAGCGGUUAAUUCUCUUAUGCUAUCUAUCAAUGAGACGGACCUGCACCUUGUCAAGUCGGUUCCUUGUAAUGCUAGCUGCAUCAGGUUUUCUCUGGUGAAGCUUCUGAGGCUUUCUGGUUAUGAUGCUGCUGUUUGUGCAUCUAGGUGGCAGGCUAGCGGGAAAGUCCCUGGAGGGGAUCAUGAAUAUAUUGACGUUGUCAAUUGCAAUGACACUGGAAGUUCUGAGCGUUUGAUCAUUGAUAUUGACUUUCGAAGCCACUUUGAAAUAGCUAGAGCUGUCGAAUCAUAUGAUAGAAUAUUGAAUUCCCUUCCAGUUGUUUACGUUGGGUCUUUGACAAAGCUGAAACAAUUUCUUCAAGUUAUGGCUGAAGCUGCUAGAUCUUCUCUCAAGCAGAACUCUAUGCCUCUUCCUCCAUGGAGAUCUCUUGCUUAUUUGCAAGCGAAAUGGCACUCACCCUACCAGAGACAAUUUAAUCCAGAUGAACAGAAAAGCAACACCACUCUUCCUUGUGAACAUGAGCAGUGUAAUGGACAUUUAAAGAGGCUGCAAUCUUUGCUCCAAUCUGAAAUUGAAGUAGAACGACUGUUGAAACCCAUAAAUGGUGAAAAUAACCGGAGGCUGAAGAAGCUUGAAAGGCGGAGGCUCUCCUCGUUCAGGCAUCUGUGAGAUGUACAGAUUCUGGCAGGAGGAGAAUUUCUAUUUCCAGGUAUCAAAUGUGUAACUAGAAAGGAGGACAGGUUCAUGUAGACGACACAAGUAGCAAUAACUCGCCAUAUUAUGGUGGAGAUACUUUUUUUUUCCGGCUCACUGGGGGGAGUACAUCAUUUUCCUUCCAUUUUUCUGUGCACCAGCAGAAUGCAAGGCUCCCAACUUUAUGGAACUGCUCUUGAUAUCUUCAGCAUUGACCAGUUCCUACUUGCACGACUCUGGGGCAUCAUUCUACAGAUUGUAUUUUUCUUUUUGUUGUUUGGUUUCGUUGAGAAUCCAUUCCUUGCCUCUCAUUUUGUUGGCAUAGGAAAAUUUUGUCCCAUUUUCAGCUUUCGACACGUUCCACUCUAUAAAUCUACUUCCGUUUUGUUUUUCCAGCAACCAAAAGGUUUCUUGAAUGAUGUUAUAUUCUUCUCUGCAUUGAUACAUUAGCCUUUAUGUAUUUCCAGCAAUAACACUGUUUAUGUUGUCUAUUGAUUCUUUUCUUAACGGAAAUUAUUUACCAAAUAGAA